This is a messenger RNA of Durio zibethinus, 993 nucleotides long. Lineage: Eukaryota; Viridiplantae; Streptophyta; Magnoliopsida; Malvales; Malvaceae. The record is from RefSeq and is a predicted model, not a curated record.
GCACCUGUCAAACAAACAGGGAACCCAUUUAAAAAAAAUGCAAAAGAAUCCGCCCUAGAUACAUCCAUGCAUCACUACUAGUGAUAAAAGCUGAGACGCAAUCGUUUUCUUCUUCACAAUUCUUUUUAUUUUCUAUUACUAUCAAAGAACGACUUUGAUAAAAAGCCACGCCUGAUUGGUACUUCCAUCAGUCUUACUUGGACGAGUAUAUCGCCCACAUUCAGGCCCGAAGUCAUGAGAAUCUUGCGUUCCUAGCUUUUUAUUCUUCCCCUCUGCCAUACCUUCUCAGCUUGUUUUCAGCACACAACAACUAACUUUCCAAAGGCUCUACGUCUUCUUCUUCUUCUUCUUCUUCUUCUUCUUCUUCUUCUGCUUCUAUCAUCGAUUUAACUUUGGGCCAAAAGAGAGAGAGGUUCUGUUUGUAGGUUGCUUUGUUGCUAUGGAUUCUGAUCAAGAAGAGAGAUCUGAGACCAAGAUGAAGGAACUAAUGAAGAUUGUGAAGACAUACAUAGCUUGCUUAUGGUCGUUUUUGGUGAGUUUAACCGGAGGUCUGAUGUUGGCCUGGUGGGAAUAUGAAUAUCAUCCAACAAAUAGGCAGCUGUGGAUGGUGCCCUUAGGUCUUAUUCUGUUUGCUACUCCACUAAUCAUUUGGUUCGCCAUUUUCGUUUCUGAUAUCUGCAGCUCUAAAGAUGAUGUAAGGCCAUUAGAUGGCUCAGUUCAUGACCCGGAAAAGAUGAUCAAGCAAGUUAUUUCAACUUCCUAUUGAUUGUUUCUAUCAAGCUUUACAUAAUUUUUUUCCGGGGAUAAACUUUACAAGAACAAGAAUUGCAGGCUAUAGUAUCACAUCACCCUUAUGCCUUGUCUUUUUUACAGUUUUAUAUCAUUACUUUUUAUAAUUGCUUCAUGUUAAUUGUUUUCAAAUUUUUUAUGCUAAUAUUACUGACUAUGAUUGGCAGAGGUAUAGUUCCUUGGCAAUCAGAUUGCAUAGUCAAA